AUGGUGCCCUCCAUGUUGAAGAAAAUGCAGGUUAAAAGUCAUCGUCAAGCUCAGUUGUGGUUUCCAAGGGAACUAUCUCUUCGAUUUUCUGGAGAAUGGGAGCAGAAGGGAUCUGUGCCUCUUUUGUCUUUACAUUCCGGAAAGGAGGACAACAUUUUCAAAGUGGCUUCUUUAUUACUAAUCAACCACAGCUCAGAUUUCCAGGCUGAACGCAAAACCAAAGUUGCGAAUCUCACCGCAUCUCUAUGCUUGCACAUAUCCAAUAGUAAGACCUGGAUAGACUCUGAAAAUCAGCCGGGCAUAACUGAUCUUUGCAUAUACUUCCAGAGAAUCUAUGCAGAAACAAAUAGCGGAGAUCAGAAGCUGUGUACGUUGGGUCGAGCGAAGAUGGCCCUGCGGCAUAGUAAUGUUUCUGUUCGCUCGGAAUGGUCUGGGCCUUCUUUGGUUGAAAAUGAUAAAAUUCUACUUCGCCUGCAGAUUCCGCCUAGCAAUGGGCUAACCCGUGCAAAGAUUGUUGGGCGAUUGGCAAGCUUCCAUGUUUCAGAUCAUCCCAUGUUCUUUGAUCCCGUCGAUGUUAACUUCCCAUUGGAUUACUCGCCGCCCUGCAAAUUCAUUACAGACAGCAUGGUGGAAAGUGCCUGCAGUGCUGAGGUUCAUGAAAAUAAAUUCACAGAUCUGGAAUUGUACAAGGGGAAAACUCAAUGCUGCGAAUUAAUAAGGUCAAUAUUGGAGUAUUGGACUUUGGAGGGAAUACCAAAUUGGCAAUGCAAGGGCCCAGUAGAGUAUUGUAACAGGGUUGGUCCUUUCUCCAAUCAAGAGGGCUUCAGCAACUGCGGGAUUAUUAUUCGAAGUUUUCAAUGCUUUAAAUUCGUUGAAAAUUCAGAUAUCAAUAUCAGUGCAACUACUGGUGUUGUGCCUGAAGUAGACAACACCGGGAGAUCUGGAUUAGAAUCAGUCCGAGAGGACCAAAACACAAUGUGGAUCCAAGGAAAAUGUAGAAAAGCAUCCCCAGAUAAGAUUUGUAUGGUGGGAUGCUUUGCAUCUACCCCUACCCCUACUUGUGAUUUUCUAGUCUGUCUCUACAUUCCAAAAUCUCUUUCACUCAAGCAGCGCAAUAUGGUAGUGGGUUUUAUAUCUAGCAUUCAUAGGGACUCCAAGGCCUUUUAUCCUCUUUCCUUUGAGCACCCAAUACAGCCUCGUAUAUCUCUGCCUUAUGGUCUCUACGGUGAAAUGUCAUACCAUUACGCCAAGAAUAAUAUUGCAGAGUCUGUCUUGGAGAGAAAAAAUUCAAAGAGUCUGGGUAAUCUGAUACGGUGGCAUCUAUUCAAGUAUCCCUGGAAGGAAAUAGGACAAUCGAGGGAUUGUUUUUAUGUCUUGGGUAGAGAUCUUUCAGUGCAUUCAACCAUCGCUUCGAGCGGAGUAAACUCAAAUCCUAUGAUGAAUUUGGAUAUCAUAGCUAUGGACAAACAAUCGUGCCCCUUGAACUUGAAGCAACAGCAAAUCUCUCAAGAGGAAAGGCCGUUUCUCAAAGUGGCAGCACAGCUCAAAUUGGACGGAUUUUUUUCUACAUUGUUUAAGCUAUCCAUCGAGGGUGUGUACUAUCCGCAAGGAGGCCAGAUGAAUCUUGUAGGCUGCCGGGAUAGUCGGGAUCAGAGAGAAAUUCUUCACAGCAAUACCAGUAUUGAUGUAGAAGAUGGUCUGGAUUGUAAAAUUGAACUAAAUUUACAAUACCCACCAACUAAUUUCAAGCUUUUGAUAGAUAGGUCUGUCAAAGUGUCAAUCUGGAGCAACAGAACAGAGAGCGAUCCGAUCUAUUUCAAGCCAGUGCAGUUCCAUACAGGACAAAUCUUGUACAUUGGAGAGACAGCAGAAGCUAUUCCUCGCAGAAUUUUGGAGCCAGUGCUCAACAUUUUGUCUCUCUGCCUUGCAACUGCCUGUAUAGCGAGUCAACUGAUGUAUGUUCUGCACAAUGCACAAGCAGCUGCAUACAUUUCACUCUUGAUGGUGGGCACCCAAGCUCUGGGUUUCGGUAUUUCUCUCACAACUGGGAUAGAUCACUUCUAUUUUGCAAGCUCAGAUUCUUCUUCCAAAGAGGGACACUAUACCUGUUCAAUGGAAGAAAACCUUUCUUCGCUGUUUGAUGUCCUAAUCAAUGCCAUGCUAUUGAUUGCAUUUACCUUCACAGUAAGACUUUUCUAUACAGUUUGGCAAUCUCGUCUUCGUCUCAGCAAAGUACCAAGCGAAAAAUGGGUGCUUCUCUGGUGCGGAGUUAUGUACGCCAUUGGUUUUGUCAUCGAGAUUUGUAUUGCCAUUUCUAAACCCUACUGUAAUACUGUAACCCGAUUCGGCGGUAGAGCCCAUGUGAAGAUUGAUUGGAAGGAGAUUGUUAGACCAUAUGUGGGAUUGUUUCAGGACUUUUUUUGCUUCCUCAAGUUUUGUGGAUUUCUGAAUGGAAAUAUAACGCAUGAAAAUGUAAGAUUUGGCUCGAUUUCCGCCGUGGUUUUUGCUACCAUCGUUUAUCUCCGCCAAACUGGAUCGAAAGACAAAGGGCUUAGGAAGUAA
Cryptomeria japonica (Japanese cedar) is the source of this 2562-nucleotide messenger RNA. RefSeq lists its product as uncharacterized. NCBI's taxonomy places the organism in Eukaryota, Viridiplantae, Streptophyta, Pinopsida, Cupressales, Cupressaceae. The record is from RefSeq and is a predicted model, not a curated record. Bases 1 to 2562 code for a protein of 853 amino acids. The transcript is spliced from 4 exons. Gene Ontology annotation, cellular component: intracellular membrane-bounded organelle.